This is a messenger RNA of Prorocentrum cordatum, 258 nucleotides long. Lineage: Eukaryota; Dinophyceae; Prorocentrales; Prorocentraceae. The record is from the annotation of a GenBank genome assembly.
GUGCAGACGCAGAAGAAGCUAUACACGCUGCCAUUGCCAUUGCCGAUGCAGCUGCUGAGGGGGAGGACCCUGAGGCGCCUGAAGAUCAUCCUGGUGCCGAUGUUCACGGUCCUCACGGCGGCGAUCCUGGUCCAGGUCCUCAUCCUGCCCCAGAGCCUGCUGGUGCAGCGCCAGAUGUACCGCCGCCACCACCGCCAGAUGUGCCACCAGCUGCACCAGCGGCUGCUCCUGGGCACGCAGGCGGUGGGGUUCCAGCAG